Messenger RNA from Scatophagus argus, 1307 nucleotides. RefSeq names its product intraflagellar transport 20 homolog (Chlamydomonas) (gene ift20). Gene Ontology annotation, cellular component: Golgi apparatus; cilium; centrosome. The record is from RefSeq and is a predicted model, not a curated record. Gene Ontology annotation, biological process: intraciliary transport; centrosome localization; protein localization to cilium. The transcript has 6 exons. The coding region runs from base 151 to 621 and encodes 156 amino acids. Lineage: Eukaryota; Metazoa; Chordata; Actinopteri; Scatophagidae.
CACACACACACACACAAACAGAAGCAUUUGGUUUCCCUGGCAGCAGGAGGAGGAGGAGCUUUGGCUGAUGGUUUACUUCAUGUGCCACAUAGCCGCACAACACAGGGCCAUCUACAUUAACGAUUGUAGCAGUUCAAACAGCAAACAACGAUGCUGCAGACAGCUGAUUGGAGAUACAAACAUUGCCGUCAGCGAAAUGGAUAUCGUCACUGCCCUUUGGCCAUGGCUAAAGACCCAUUAGCCGAAGCAGGCUUUUAUUUUGAUGAGCUCAACAAACUGCGGGUACUGGACCCUGACGUCAGCCAGAAGACCUCAGAGCUCAAGGAAGAGUGUAAAGAAUUUGUGGACAAAAUUGGCCAGUUUCAGAAGAUAGUAGGAGGUCUAAUUGAGCUGGUGGAUGAAUUGGCAAAAGAAGCAGAGACAGAAAAGAUGAAGGCGAUUGGAGCGAGAAACCUGCUGAAGUCGGUGGCAAAGCAAAGAGAGGCUCAGCAGCAGCAGCUUCAGGCCCUCAUAGCUGAGAAGAAGAUGCAGCUUGAGAGAUAUCGUAUUGAGUAUGAAGCCUUGUCCAAAGUGGAGUCGGAGCAGAACGAGUUCAUCAACCAGUUCAUUCUGCAGAAGUGAGGGGGGGUAACUAAGUCAGCAGAAGAUGUCUGACGUCUGCGAACAUGUUUCCAGAGUGCCUGUCCCGUUUUCUCUCGGCAGCGCCCGUUUCAGGGAAUAGCUCCGCUGCAACUCCUUUUCUGAAGCGAUGCGAAAGCUCCGACACCAUCCUAAAACGUAUACACCUCCUCUUUACAGCUUCCUGAAGCAACGGCCAGCUGCGCACAGUAGUUGAUCCCACCCCAGUCAGCAGGUGUGACCAUUUACACUGUUGUAAGCUUGGAUAUAUUUGGAACAUGAGGUGCUGUUCACACCAAAUAUCUCAACAUCUCAGACCAACAUUAAAGAAGAUGGAGCUAUUUAUACAAAGGAAUAUUAUUUAUACUAUUUAUACUUCAGAUUUAAUCUGUAUAUCUAGUUUUACUACUUUUUGUAUCAAUUGAAAUACUGCAUGUGCAUGCAUCUGUAAAUACAUUAGUUUUACGAAAAAAAAAGUGGACAUCCUGAUUUGAUCAUCUGUGUUAUUAUUUUGCUUUUAUUCCAUUCAUCUGGUACAACCAAUCUGUGUUUGAAGCACAUGAGGAAUACAUUCUCAUCUCUUUCAAAUACAGUUUGUUUUUUUGGAUGUUUUGUGUAUAAUUUUCCUUCAUGUAUUCAUUUAGCAGACAAAGGGUUAUACUUGAAUAAAUACUUUAUUAUAAUGCAAA